Molecule: messenger RNA, 480 nt
Organism: Gossypium arboreum
Lineage: Eukaryota; Viridiplantae; Streptophyta; Magnoliopsida; Malvales; Malvaceae
Exons: 2
Coding region: 1-480 (159 amino acids)
Source: RefSeq, a predicted model, not a curated record
AUGGCUAAUGGUGAGGUUCUGGAAGAUGGUACUAUUUUGAGAUCCGUUACUAGCAAGUUUAAUUAUGUUGUUUGUAGUAUUGAGGAGUCCUGGGAUACAAGUAUCCUAACCAUUGUUGAAUUGCAAAGCAGCUUGCUAGUGCAUGAACAACGUAUGAGAUCUCAUGAUGAUGAAGAACAUGCUUUGAAGAUCACUCAUGGAGAUUGUUCUAGUGGCUGGACUAGAGGAUGUGGUGGCUUCAAAGGUAAAGGAAGAGGACGAGAAAUCACUAACAGAGAAGAUACUUGGUUUCUUGAUUCAGGAUGUAGCAAUCAUAUGUGUGGAAAGGAAGAGUACUUCUUAGAUUUUGAUGAAAAUUUUAAAGAUACGGUGAAGCUUAGCAACAACACAAGCAUUGUUGUAAUCGAAAGGGGUAAUGUAAGGCUACAAGUGGAUGGAAUGGUGCAAGUAAUCACAGGGGUGUCUAUGUGCCAGAACUAA